This is a messenger RNA of Chiloscyllium plagiosum (whitespotted bambooshark), 627 nucleotides long. The record is from RefSeq and is a predicted model, not a curated record. Lineage: Eukaryota; Metazoa; Chordata; Chondrichthyes; Orectolobiformes; Hemiscylliidae.
AUGUCUGUUCCACUGGUGACUCUCCAUGUAAUAACUGCCUAUGACCAUGGGAUUGAGGUAGAAGAUCGCAGUGAGGCAUUUUUGAAGGCUUUGCAGUCUAAUGUUACUCAGUCCACAAGAAUUGUUGUUUGUGUCCUUCCUUCUAAUCGCAAAGACAAAUAUGAUACCAUCAAGAAAUACUUGUGCGUUGAAUGCCCAACCCCAAGUCAGUGUGUAGUUGCUCGCACCUUAAGUAAGCCACAAGCAUUGAUGGCUAUUGCAACAAAAAUUGCAUUACAAAUAAACUGUAAAAUGGGUGGUGAACUGUGGAGUGUCGAGAUUCCACUCAAACAGCUCAUGGUGGUUGGCAUAGAUUGUUACCAUGAUAAUGCUGCUGGGAGGAAGUCCAUUGCAGGAUUUGUAGCCAGUAUUAAUCAGUCAAUAACAAGGUGGUUUUCUCGCUGCAUCUUGCAAGAGCGUGGACAAGAACUUGUAGAUGGAUUAAAAGUUUGUUUACAAGUUUUUUUUCAGAGUCUGAUAGUCAUUAAACGUUUUUCCAAAAGGCUGCCAAUUUACUUUGAGGAAAAGAACAUCAAAGGUUAUUACAUGCAAGGAAAGCAAAACCACCAACAAUUCUAUACUGUAUAA